ACCAGCGGAGGAUGCGCGCGCAGCCCCUCCUUCGCCCUCCCUACCCGGAAGUUUCUGCUGGGCAACUGAAAAGCUGAGUCCAAGUUUCUGGCCGGGAUCGGAGCGAGGGUCCGCGCAGUGAGAAACCCCAGCACCCACGCCUUUUCCUCAGGCUGUUGUCAAGAUGGAGUGUCUAAUCCAGUAAUCCAAGGACCAGACCCUGUGUCCACAAAGCAUGAUCUCCUUCUGUCCAGUCUGUGGCAAAAGUGUCAAGGUGUCAUUCAAGUUCUGCCCUUAUUGUGGCAAUGCCCUGCCUGUAGAGGAAGAUGGAAGCAUCCAGACUGGCAGUACGCCUCUUGUGUCAUCCUUUCGAGGCUCCAGGAGAGACCUGAACUCCAGUUCUGAAACCUCCCCCAAGAAAGUGAAGUGGUCACACACUGUCACUUCCCUCCCAUCCUCCCUCCAUUCUGACUGUGACAGUUCUGGAUCUGAUGACACCUUGAGUUCUCCUGACAGAGCCACAGGCACCUGGAGCAGACCCCUGACCCCCAAAGGCAGCCCAGUUUCCAACAGGCUGAGCCCUCGGACACUGAAGCGGACCCGGGUGACCACCUCACUCCAGGCUCUGCCCACAGGGACCGAGCUGACAGACCAGAAUGGGAAGCACUGGACACUCGGGACCCUGCAGGCCCGGGAUGACCAAGGCAUUCUCUAUGAAGCUGAGCCCACUUGUGUUGUCUCCUGUGAAUCAAGGACCCAGAAGUGGAGAUUCUCACUCAAACUGGACUCCAAGGAUGGGCGCCUUUUCAAUGAGCAGAACUUCUUUCAGAGAGCAGCCAAGCCUCUGCAAGUGAACAAGUGGAAGAAGCAGUGCUUGGUCCCUCUCCUCGCCAUCCCCACCUGUGUGGGCUUUGGCAUUCACCAGGACAAGUACAGGUUCCUAGUGUUCCCCUGCCUGGGUAGGAGCCUUCAGUCAGCCCUGGAUGACAACCCAAAGCAUGUGGUUUCAGAGAGAUGUGUGCUGCAGGUGGCCUGCAGGCUGCUGGAUGCUCUGGAGUAUCUCCAUGAAAACGAGUAUGUUCACGGAAACCUGACAGCUGAGAAUGUCUUUGUGAAUCCAGAGGAUCUGAGCCAGGUGACCCUGGUGGGCUAUGGCUUCACCUACCGAUACUGCCCAGGUGGCAAACACGUGGCCUACAAAGAAGGCAGCAGGAGUCCACACGACGGGGACCUGGAAUUCAUUAGCGUGGAUGUGCACAAGGGAUGCGGUGAGAGGGGCUCCACCAUGACAUGCCUCUUACAUGUUAUGGUCACACCCAUGGCCUCCACAUUCUUGAUCAUGGGGCCCUCCCGCCGCAGUGAUCUUCAGACCUUGGGGUACUGUAUGCUCAAGUGGCUUUAUGGGUCUUUGCCAUGGACAAACUGCCUUCCCAACACCGAAGAGAUAACUAGGCAGAAGCAGAAGUAUCUGGACAACCCUGAGCUCUUUGUGGGACUGUGUGGCCGCUGGAACAGGGCCUCAGAGACCCUGCAGGAGUACCUGAAGGUGGUGAUGGCCCUCGAUUACGAGGAGAGGCCGCCCUACACCACGCUGAGGAACAAUCUAGAAGCUCUGCUGCAAGAUAUUCGGGUGUCACCCUAUGACCCCCUGGACCUCCAGAUGGUGCCUUAGGUGGAAUCCAGAAUUUCUGACUUGCAGCUUGAAGUAGAACAUGAAGUAGUGUGACUCGAGGCCUGUUUGAACUCAGAGCUCCUGAAAGAAUCCCUUGAAUGCAUUCUCGCUGCUCCCUUAGGAAAUAGAAAUCAGCACUUGUGUUGGGGAACCUGAGUCAUGUCCCGUAAUGUGAAGCUCCUCCUGCUCCCUCAGCCUCUGCAGUUGAGGAUGGAAGUAAGUGGAUGCUGGCAGCUGCAGCAACCACUCCCUAGGACCUUCCUGCCUUGGGCAUUCCUGUGAUGGCAUAAUAAACUGUUUUUAAUCAAA
This is a messenger RNA of Grammomys surdaster, 1960 nucleotides long. It is a transcript of the gene Vrk3, whose product is annotated as VRK serine/threonine kinase 3. The transcript is spliced from 15 exons. Lineage: Eukaryota; Metazoa; Chordata; Mammalia; Rodentia; Muridae. The record is from RefSeq and is a predicted model, not a curated record. Gene Ontology annotation, cellular component: nucleus; cytoplasm. Gene Ontology annotation, molecular function: protein serine/threonine kinase activity; ATP binding. Gene Ontology annotation, biological process: signal transduction; peptidyl-serine phosphorylation. Bases 215 to 1651 code for a protein of 478 amino acids.